AUGACUCGGACAGAUUCGUCGAUUUCGUGGCCUCCUUCCGCGGCUGUCACACGGAGCGCCACCGCUAAUCAGCCUUUUACUCGGACGUUUCAGCUCGUGCUCUCUGGGGAAGUCAUCUCCGCGUCCAUCGAGAGCGGCCUGGCCUCUGGUGCUCUCUUGUGUCGCUACUUGUUCGUCUACGGCCCCGACUGGAGCAUCAUUUCGGGCGAAGACCAAGCCAUUUCUCAGAGUGCCUACGCCGCUCGAGGCUCCAGCCGCGCCCUCUCGUUUUUUUCCUACCCUCUGCAUGCGGGCGGAGAGCAGGUCGUCUGGAAUCUUCCCUUCAGCCUCAUUUUUAAAUCCACGAACCCCUACGGGUGGCCUCGACUCGUUCUCUGCGUCUACGGGACAGACUGGCUCAACAGAAGAGUUAUCCUCGGAUAUACCUCCGCCCACGUCCCCACACAGCCUGGACGCCACGUGCGGACGCUGAAUCUCUACUCCAUCACGUCGUCUUCUUGGAUGCGAAGGUUCGUGGCUUGGAUGACUGGGUGUCGACCUGAGUUCGUGGAUCCGCAGACCGCCGCGCGCAGUGAAGGCAGGGAAGUUGUUCGCACGGAGAAUGCAGGCAGGAUCAAAGUCUGCUUCAACGUUUUGUCACGAGAUCUGCAGCAACUCCAGUACUCUCUCUGA
Messenger RNA from Besnoitia besnoiti, 672 nucleotides. RefSeq names its product B9-C2 domain-containing protein. The transcript is spliced from 7 exons. Bases 1 to 672 code for a protein of 223 amino acids. Lineage: Eukaryota; Apicomplexa; Conoidasida; Eucoccidiorida; Sarcocystidae. Gene Ontology annotation, cellular component: MKS complex. The record is from RefSeq and is a predicted model, not a curated record. Gene Ontology annotation, biological process: cilium assembly.